Messenger RNA from Clupea harengus (Atlantic herring), 2316 nucleotides. Its product is annotated as tyrosyl-DNA phosphodiesterase 2b. The transcript has 7 exons. Gene Ontology annotation, cellular component: PML body; cytoplasm. Gene Ontology annotation, biological process: double-strand break repair. The record is from RefSeq and is a predicted model, not a curated record. Gene Ontology annotation, molecular function: protein binding; 5'-tyrosyl-DNA phosphodiesterase activity; single-stranded DNA binding. Lineage: Eukaryota; Metazoa; Chordata; Actinopteri; Clupeiformes; Clupeidae. The coding region runs from base 148 to 1317 and encodes 389 amino acids.
UUGCCGUUGCACUAUUCGUGGGAAGCGCGGUGAGAGGCAGGAGUUGGACUUGACUGGAGACGCUUCUUGGAUAUUUUUUAGUUUCAAGUGAGAAGCCAGUUGUGCGUAGAUGUUGCAUAUUGAUCUCACUAGGUGGGUACGUUUAUAAUGGCUUCCACGGCCACCGAAGCCUCAGCGGGGGAUGACGUGGAGGAGACGAGGCUCCUGAUGUGCGAGGAGUUUGCGUCCAUCACCGGAUCAGACACCGCAGCGGCUCAAUGCUACUUGGCAGAGAAUGACUGGGAGAUGGAGAGGGCUUUGAACUCGUUCUUCGAGGCAGACAUGGAAUCAGCAUUUGACGUUCAGUUCGUAGAAGAGACGAGAAAGGAGAACGACAAAACAGAAGUUAAAAGAAAGACUUCAGCGGAUCCAGAUGAGACGAAGAGCUUAGGAGCCAGCAACAAGCGGUUAAAAAGAGCCGAGUCUGCCUGCAUAGACCUGACCAGUGAGGAGCCCGGUAGCUCCCGUAGCACCGUGUCGGUGGAGAGCAAGGCCCACGCACAGCCAGCAGAGGAGCAGGAGGCCAACGGAAAACUGUCUCUGCUCACGUGGAACGUGGACGGCCUGGACACGCUGAGCCUAGGCGAACGCGCUCGCGGCCUCUGCUCCUACCUGGCUCUAUACACCCCAGACGUGGUGUUUCUGCAGGAGCUGGUUCCGCCAUACAUCCAGUACAUCAGGAAAAGAGCCGUCAGCUACACCAUCAUUGAGGGAGGGGAAGAUGGCUACUUCACCGGCGUGAUGCUGAAGAAGUCCAGAGUAAAGUUCCUGAAGAGUGAGAUCGUCUCUUACCCCAUGACUCAGAUGAUGAGGAACCUGUUAGUGGCUCAGGUCAGCUUCCAGGGCCUGGAGUUCUGUCUGAUGACCUCACACUUUGAGAGCUGCAAGAACCAAUCAGAGGAGCGCAUGAACCAGCUGAGGGUGACGUUAAAGAAGAUGAUGGAGGUGCCCGAGAAGACCACCGUCAUCUUUGGGGGCGACACCAACCUCAGGGACACUGAGGUGGUGAAGGUGGGCGGUCUGCCGGUGGGAGUGUGUGACGUGUGGGAGAGUCUGGGGAAAGAGGAACACUGCCGGUACACCUGGGACACCAAGGCCAACAGCAACAAGAGUCUGCCCUACGUCAGCAGGUGCCGCUUCGACCGCGUGUUCCUGAGGCCCGCCCGGCAGGGGCCCAAGAUGGCCGCCGAUCACAUGAUCCUGGUGGGGCAGGAGAAGCUGGACUGUGGGCGAUACACCAGCGACCACUGGGGCAUUUACUGCAGUUUCAGCACCUGAGCACCGUGGGAUAGAGAGUGUGUGUGUGUGUGUGUGUGUGUGUGUGUGAUACACCAGCGACCACUGGGGCAUCUACUGCAGCUUCAGCACCUGAGCACCCUGGGAUAGAGUGUGUGUGUGUGUGUGUGUGUGUGUGUGUGUGUGUGUGUGUGUGUGUGUGUGUGUGUGUGUGUGUGUGUGAUGCGCCAGCGACCACUGGGGCAUUUACUGCAGCUUCAGCACCUGAGCACCCUGGGAUAGAGAGAGUGUGUGUGUGUGUGUGUGUGUGUUACGCCAGCGACCACUGGGGCAUUUACUGCAGUUUCAGCACCUAAGCACCCUGGGAUAGAGGCACUUCUCGAGUGUGUGUGUGUGUGUAUGGUGUUUUAAUGAGAGGCACUGUGUGUGUGUGUGUGUGUGUGUAGAACAUCAGCUUCACACUAAGUGGUUUUGAGUUGCUGGAAGUCCGAUCUGCACGCAUCAAGAAGGAAGCGCCGAGGAUGUUUGAAAAUCAUCAAGACCAGUGUGGUCAGAUCAGCAGAUACAUUUUAUGACCAGAAUUUCAGUUGAAUAAAUCAACCAACCCAAGAGCAGAUGAACCCCAGUCAGCUCUGAAAGUGAGUGUGUGUGUGUGUGUGUGUGUGUGUGUGUGUGUGUGUGUGUGUGUGUGUGUGUGUGUGUGUGUGUGUGUGUGACCCCAGUGAGCUCUGAAAGGAAGACUACCAGAUGAACCCCAGUGAGGUGUGUGUGUGUGUGUGUGUGAGACUACCUCUACUGCGCUAUGGCUGCAGGGUCAGACGCUAGCAUCGGUCGCUAGCAUCAGGCGCUAGCGUCGAUCACUGCGCCGGCUUCACAUAAAGGACCCUCAGCACAGUCCUAGUGACAUUUAAAGCCUUACCAGUGGAGUGCGUUUGGAGAGAUUACUGAAUGCUUGUGUUAGGUAUUGAAAUGUUCUUUUAAUCUGUUAGGUAUUGACAUUUUCUUUUAAGCUGUUUUAAAUAAAAUGACUGUUCAAGCUUU